This is a messenger RNA of Trypanosoma conorhini, 2859 nucleotides long. RefSeq lists its product as uncharacterized. NCBI's taxonomy places the organism in Eukaryota, Euglenozoa, Kinetoplastea, Trypanosomatida, Trypanosomatidae. Gene Ontology annotation, biological process: mitochondrial RNA processing; regulation of mitochondrial mRNA stability. The transcript has a single exon. Gene Ontology annotation, molecular function: RNA binding. The coding region runs from base 1 to 2859 and encodes 952 amino acids. The record is from RefSeq and is a predicted model, not a curated record. Gene Ontology annotation, cellular component: ribonucleoprotein granule; mitochondrial matrix.
AUGUCUGUAUUGCCGUCGUGUUUAGGCCCCGUGGGAUGGGGUGCGCUGCAUCACAGCAAGCGGUUUGUAUCCACCAAACUGGCACGCCUUUACACAAUGGAACUCAAUAAAGCCCGCAGCGACUACCGGCGCACGCCCACACGGAUGCAGCAGGAAGAGUGCCUUCGUAUCGUCACGGGUACGCCACUGCACUGUAUUCAGGGUCUCGAUGGUAAAACCGUCGCACACUGUCUCUCCACCCUGGUUAUACUGGACGCCCCGCGAGAUUUGGCCAUGUUGCACGACUGCGCCGUUUGGCUUUCUGUUCACCCCGACGCCUUCUCUCUGCACUCGCUUGCACAGUCCCUCUACUCACUGGUUUGUCUAGAGUACCCUGACACUGCCACCGUCCUGCGGGCCGUGCAAGACCGCGUCCUCGCUGCCGCAAAUGACAUGGCUCCAAGCAGUCUCUGUAUGCUGCUUGCCUCCGUGCUGACUGCGACCAUCGCUGCCGAUGGUGCGGCGCAGGGUCCUGUUGAUUUGUCAAACCAGCUCACGGAGCGCCUGUUGCGCGCCGUGAAUGAAGGAUUGGGCGUAACAGAGAAGGUGAUGAUCGCGGUUGCCCUCGGGAAACUGCUUGGGCAGGCGUCAACGAGUGGCGUCCUAUCUAGCCAUCUCUUAUCGCAGCUCUCCGCCGCCGUGUGGGUAAGCAUUCCGGGGGCUGAGUUGUCAGUCAUCUCACUGGCGGAUCUCGUAGGACUUUUUUCCGCUCUGCACACCGCACCGCCUUCUAUCCGAGAACUCGCUGAAGCAGCACUCCUCGAGGAGCUGAAGCUUCGUGUGGAAAAGGAGCCGCUGGUCUCUGCGAGGAGCGCUGUUCUCAUGGCACGUGUUCUCAAGCUUCUUGUGAAGAGUAGCAGUCCCGUUGGCGAGUCUCUGCGAGAGGCUGUGGGGGCCGCUAUUGAGGCCUACAUUGCCAGUGAUGCGGCCGCGCUCGAUACGACAACAAAGUUGCUGGCGGAACUCGCCGACGUGGGCGAAGAAACGACGACGUUGAUCUCACCAUCGUUACAGCGGUAUUUGGUUCAAGCCAUCAAUGAACGACGGGAAAAGUGGAGUGCCGAGUCGGUGCAUGUGGUGUUGAGGGUUUUUAACAGGAUGGACGCGGUUCGCGCCGACGCCCAGGCCCUCGCCACACAGUGUGUAGAUGUUAUUCAGGCAAAGCGUGUGGCGGGAGCACCGGUGAGUGCAAGCGACAUUGCGGCGCUUCUCGUGGAGGGGAUUGUGGACCCCCACGCCGAGGUUUUAGCCUCAGCCGUCGCCAGUAACAUUGACCGAUGGAGUGUUUCAAAUGUCCUGACCUUUUUGCGUGCCGCCUCCGAGGUAAGUGGAAAGCCGACCCGGGCCAUUAUGCGAGACGUGGCAUCCAAACUUAUGCCAUACAUUGAAAAGGCGACGGCCGCUCAGGUCGCAGCUGUAAUUGCAUCCUACGGGCGAGCGCGUGUGCGCAACGAUGCUUUUUGCGCCGCCAUCACGAAUAGGGCGGCGGUCUUGUCCGCCGAGCUGACACUGUACCAGGUGGGUACCAUUCUUGGAGGCCUAGCGGCGGUUGAAUACCGUGACACCAAACUGUUUGUGGAUUUGGCGCCCCUUGUGGUCGCACACGCCCCCACUGCUGACGCCACGUUAACUGCCAACUUACUGGCCGCCUACUCAAAGAUGCUGAUCUGGAAUUUUAGGGUGAUUUGGUCCCUCGCUGAGCGCGCCGCGGUGAUCCAUGAGCAGCUUUCCAUCCCGCAAGCGCUAGCUGUGGUGAUGUCACUAAAUCGAAUGGACGUUCAGCACCAAGAGUUAAUGAAUGUCCUCUUGCAGAAAGUCAUGCGCUAUGCAUCGGACAACGCAACGCUUUCGAUUACCGAGGCUGUUAUGAUACUAAGCGCCUUCUCACGAAGUGGGGUAUGGGAUGUGGGUUUUUUUGAGACUCUUGGCAAACGAAUUGUACGGGAUCAGCAGCAACUGACACCAGAUGAACUUGCAGAGACACUCAUGUCUUUUGCACGGGUGGGCCUUGCGAAGUACAACAUUUUUGAGGAGCUUACGUUGCGUGCACUCGCUAUGGCGCCGACUAGCCCGCUCAUGCCGUUGGCACAUAUAACUGUGGCGUACGCCAUUGUGGGCUGCCGCCAUGAAGAACUCUUUUCCAUCAUUGCAGAUCGUUUUGUGAAUCAAAAAGCAGAGAUACCUGCAGUGACCAUCGCCUCUGUGCUGAGUGCCUUUGCAUCUAUCGGCAUCCGCAAUGAUCGACUGUUCAUUGAGUCUAUCCCGCGCGUGCGCCACGUUGGACAAUAUGGGACUCCCAAAGACAUUACGAAUGUGGUCUACGCCUACGCGCAGGUUGGCUUGUGGCACUACAAGCUGUUUGUGCGAUUGGCGGACCGUGCCAUUCAAUUGCGUGGUGAAUUUCGCUGUGACCACCUUGCACGUCUGCUGGAGGCGUACGCGCGUGUGGACAUGCGCUACGAAAAGCUCUUUGUGGAAUUUUCCCCACGCAUCCAGACCAUUGCGCACCUUCUGACAGCCGGAGAGGUGGCAAAGAUCGUUGCCGCCUACGCAAAGGUGCGCAUGCCCGACGUUGGGGUCUUUAACGCCUGCGGUGAUCGUGCAGUGGAAGUGGUGGAUUCGUUUGAGCUGGAGGAGGCGCAGCAGGUACUGAAGGCUUUCCGAACGACAAGGAACAAGCAUGAUGGCUUGAUGGCCUCCUUUGCAACGAAGUUCCCGGAGGCGGUGGCAGCACUGCCCCCGAUGGAGGCGGGAGCAGCGGAAGAAAAUGACAAAGAAACAGAGGUCGACGGCGUCGACCUUGGCUCUGUUGAGGCGUGA